GUAUGCCUCCUAAUUUUGCAAUCAUCAAUGCUACAGAGGAAGGACCAAAUGAAAUCGUCACAGAAAAUAUCAUUGAUAAGAAAAAUUACACCGUUGCACCGGCAAAUCAAAUGAGCUUACCUUCCCCGCCAGCGUGUGGCAGAGCUAAUAUAGGAAAUCGUAUAUUUGGUGGUAAUGAAACCAGUAUCGACGAAUAUCCCUGGACAGCGCUGCUGCUUUAUACCAAUAGCGAUGACGACUUAGAUUUUCUAUGCGGCGGUUCUCUUAUUAACACAAAUUUCAUACUCACCGCAGCGCAUUGUAUAGCCGAACGUGAUCUGCCGAGAGAUUGGCAUCUCACUGGUGUGCGUUUGGGUGAAUGGAAUACCAGAACGGAGCAGGACUGUGAAUAUGACAAUAAUGGCAAUACAUUUUGUGCGCCAGCGCAUCGUGAUAUCGAUGUGCAGACAACAACAAUUCAUCCGCAAUACAACAGCGGUUCUAAAGUAAAUGAUAUAGCUUUGUUGCGUCUAGCAGAAAGCGUGGAUUAUACAGGUUUUAUAAGCCCCAUAUGUCUACCUUUGACGGCGAGUCAGCAAGCGGCGAAAUAUGAAGGUGCCGCAGCGGAAAUUGUCGGUUGGGGAGCAACUGAAAGGAGCGCACAUAGUGAAAUCAAAUUAAAAACAAUUGUCACAGUUAUGACUGCCACUCAGUGUGGUUUAAAUAACUUGCGUAGUCGAAUUACAAUUGGUGAUAAGCAAAUAUGCGCGGCUGGAAUUGGUACCGAUUCUUGUCAUGGUGAUUCUGGUGGGCCACUUAUGCUACUGGAGACAGAGAAUGGCAAAGUGGCUUAUCAUUUGAUUGGUUUGGUUUCGUUUGGCACUGGCAAUUGUGGACAGACGAGGACGCGUGGCAUUUAUACACGUGUUGGAGCUUAUCGGCAGUGGAUCGAGGAGACUAUUGCGAAAUAGUUUUUGAAUAUAUAU
This is a messenger RNA of Rhagoletis zephyria (snowberry fruit fly), 965 nucleotides long. Its product is annotated as serine protease easter-like. The record is from RefSeq and is a predicted model, not a curated record. NCBI's taxonomy places the organism in Eukaryota, Metazoa, Arthropoda, Insecta, Diptera, Tephritidae. Gene Ontology annotation, biological process: proteolysis. Gene Ontology annotation, molecular function: serine-type endopeptidase activity.